AACGGGAGAAGGAAGGGGCGGGCUCCCUCAACCUACGUCCGGCCUGCCGCGUGCGCCAGCCGGUUUAAUGCGGGGGCGCGGGCUUCUUUGGUUGAACAGGUUUUUCAGCUCCGGGUUGGACCCGGAGCCGGAGCCGGAUUCAACGCUGAUGGCCACGUCAACCUAAAGCUAAACCGCCCUCCCCACCCAGCUGCCGUCGCGCCCGCCGAGUUACUGCGGGUGUUCCCAGGCGCGUCCUCUCCGCCUUUCCCACAGUGCCCCGCGCCAGGCCCCGCCCCGGUUCGCCGUGGGGACCGGGGCGUGAGGAGCCGACUGGAACUGCAGCGCUCGUUGCUGCCGGUGCGGCUCGUCCUCCCCCAUCCCGAGCGCGGCGGCCCGGCGGUCGGAGAGUGCGCGCUUUGUUCACGCGCGCACAGCUUGCGCUCGGCCGGGUGGGGUCCGCCGCCGGGAAUUGAGGAUGGGGGAGUAGCUGCAGGAGGCGACCCCGCUACACUGAGGUGGGCAUGGGCCGGGGCCCGGGGCUCUGUAGGAGCCGGCGGCGGCCUGGGCCCUCCUGGAAGGGAGAGCGCAAUGCCUGUGCACCUCAGUCUCCCCUCCCUUCCUCUUUGCCCCUGCGACGGGUUUUGUGUUCUCGCUCCCCAUCUUUUUCUGAUUAUCUACAUCAUCACCCUUCUGACCUCGUCUCCUCACGUCUCGCUACAGUUCCUCUCACUUAAGCCUCAGUCACUCAGUCUCUUUUCACCCUAACCCGGCCGGAGACUUCACACACCAGCAGCACUUAUUGGUCUCUUUCACGGGACUUCCCCAACUUUCCCCUCUCCCCGCAUCCUAUUCUGGGGUGAUGGCAGCCAGAAAUCCUUCAUACUGCCUUUACCUGCAGCUUCCACCUGUCCCCGAAGCUUGGCGGAGAUCGAGUCAACCACACCCACGCUGACUGAGAACGACCGCUAGCAACACCACUUGUCCCAUAGUGGUAUUGGAGAAUGUGUUCUCUAUUUUCCUCUAGUUUUUUAGUCUGAUACUUGUUACUCUCCAUCACUAUGCUUUACAAAGUUAUGUUUUGGUUGCAUGAAACAAGUUAGAAAUGAGCCAAAGACCGUUCGCAGGUAAGGAGAAGAUUUAGACAUUUAGGAUUAAAUGAAGAAAGGAGAAACAAUGCUAAGAAGGUUAGAUUUUUCAAAGUGUUUUGGUAUCUUUUGUGAUCUGAUGAAGUGGAGAUUAUUGACCCUACACAGAUUGACAUUUUGGGAGGAAAUUUCAUGAUGCUUGAUUCGCCCUGGGAGUAAUGUGAACAGAAGUUCUCAAACCUGCAUAUUCUAUCAGUUGGAACCAGCGUGUAUCUUAAUGUUCAUUUAAAUCAGAACUUUUUUAAGAAAAAGAAUGGGAGUCUGGUUAAAUAAAAAUGACUACGUCAGAGACUUGAAAAGGGUCAUUCUGUGUUUUCUAAUAGUGUAUAUGGCCGUUCUAGUGGGCACAGAUCAGGAUUUUUACAGUUUACUUGGAGUAUCCAAAACUGCAAGCAGUAGAGAAAUAAGACAAGCUUUUAAGAAAUUGGCGUUGAAGCUACAUCCUGAUAAAAACCCGAAUAACCCAAACGCACAUAGUGAUUUUUUAAAAAUAAAUAGAGCAUAUGAAGUACUCAAAGAUGAAGAUCUGCGGAAAAAGUAUGACAAAUACGGAGAAAAGGGACUUGCAGAUAAUCAAGAAGGUGGCCAAUAUGAAAGCUGGAAUUAUUAUCGUUAUGAUUUUGGUAUUUAUGAUGAUGAUCCUGAAAUCAUAACAUUGGAUAGAAGAGAGUUUGAUGCUGCUGUUAAUUCUGGAGAACUGUGGUUUGUGAACUUUUACUCCCCAGGAUGUUCACACUGCCAUGAUUUAGCUCCCACAUGGAGAGACUUUGCUAAAGAAGUAGAUGGAUUACUUCGAAUCGGUGCUGUUAACUGUGGCGAUGAUAGAAUGCUUUGCCGAAUGAAAGGAGUCAACAGUUAUCCCAGCCUCUUCAUUUUUAGGUCUGGAAUGGCCGCAGUGAAAUAUCAUGGUGACAGAUCAAAGGAAAGUUUGGUGAAUUUUGCCAUGCAGCAUGUUAGAAGCACAGUGACAGAAUUAUGGACAGGAAAUUUUGUUAACUCCAUAGAAACUGCUUUUGCUGCUGGUGUUGGCUGGCUGAUCACUUUUUGUUCCAAAGGAGGAGAUUGUUUAACUUCACAGACACGACUCAGGCUCAGUGGCAUGUUGGAUGGUCUUGUUAACAUAGGAUGGAUGGACUGUGCCACCCAGGACAACCUUUGUAAAAGUUUGGAUAUUACGACAAGUACUACUGCCUAUUUUCCUCCUGGCGCCACAUUAAAUAACAAAGAGAAAAGCAGUGUUUUGUUCCUUCAUUCACUGGAUGCUAAAGAAAUAUAUUUGGAAAUAAUGCAUAAUCUUCCAGAUUUUGAACUACUUUCAGCAAAUACACUAGAGGAUCGAUUGGCUCAUCAUCGGUGGCUCUUAUUUUUUAAUUUUGGAAAACAUGAAAAUUCAAACGAUCCUGAGUUGAAGAAACUAAAAACUCUACUUAAAAGUGAACAUAUUCAAGUUGGCAAGUUUGACUGUUCCUCUGCACCAGACAUCUGUAGUAAUCUCUAUGUGUUUCAGCCAUGUCUAGCAGUAUUUAAAGGACAAGGAACCAAAGAAUAUGAAAUUCAUCAUGGAAAGAAGAUUCUAUAUGAUAUACUUGCCUUUGCCAAAGAAAGUGUUAAUUCUCAUGUUACCACACUUGGACCUCAAAAUUUUCCUGCCAAUGACAAGGAACCAUGGCUUGUUGAUUUUUUUGCACCAUGGUGUCCACCAUGUCGAGCUUUGUUGCCAGAGUUACGAAAAGCAUCAAAGCAUCUUUAUGGUCAGCUCAAGUUUGGUACACUAGAUUGUACGGUUCACGAGGGACUCUGUAACAUGUAUAACAUUCAGGCUUAUCCAACAACAGUGGUAUUCAACCAGUCCAACGUUCAUGAAUAUGAAGGACAUCACUCGGCUGAACAGAUCUUGGAAUUCAUAGAGGAUCUUAUGAAUCCUUCAGUGAUCUCCCUGACACCUACCACUUUCAGUGAACUAGUUAAACAAAGAAAACAUGAUGAAGUCUGGAUGGUUGAUUUCUACUCUCCAUGGUGUCAUCCAUGUCAAGUUCUAAUGCCAGAGUGGAAAAGAAUGGCCCGGACAUUAACUGGACUGAUCAAUGUAGGCAGUAUAGACUGCCAACAGUAUCAUUCUUUUUGUGCCCAAGAAAAUGUUCGGAGAUACCCUGAGAUAAGAUUUUUUCCCCAAAAAUCAAAUAAAGCUUUUCAGUAUCAUAGUUACAAUGGUUGGAAUAGAGAUGCUUAUUCCCUGAGGAUUUGGGGUCUGGGAUUUUUACCUCAAGCAUCCAUAGAUCUAACGCCUCAGACUUUCAAUGAAAAAGUUAUACAAGGGAAAAAUCACUGGGUGGUUGAUUUCUAUGCUCCUUGGUGUGGACCUUGCCAAAAUUUUGCUCCAGAGUUUGAGCUUUUGGCUAGGAUGAUUAAAGGAAAAGUGAAAGCUGGAAAAGUAGACUGUCAGGCUUAUGCUCAAACAUGCCAGAAAGCUGGUAUCAGAGCCUAUCCAACUGUUAAAUUUUAUCCCUACGAAAAAGCAAAGAGAAACAUUUGGGGAGAGCAAAUAGAUACCAGAGAUCCAAAAGAGAUUGCAACCUUAAUAUAUGAAAAAUUGAAAAAUCUUCAAAAUCAUGGAAAGAGAGAUAAGGAUGAACUUUAGUGAUGAUGAAGAUGAAGAAAAAAGAGAAAAGGAAUUCUAACAAAUGACAUCAAGAAGACCUCUUUAGGACGUUGCUGCAUUCUGGGUCGGAAUAAAUGAACAUUGGAAUUGUAAUUGCACUGUCUGAAUUCUGUACAACAUUGGUAUAAAUGAAAGGUCUGCAAGCUUUUUCUGUAAAAGGCCGGAUCGUAAAUAUUUUAAGUUUUGUAGACCAUGUACAGUUGUCACAUAUUCCUUUGUUUGCUUUGUUUACAACCCUUUAAAAAGUUAAAAUUGUUCUUAGCUCAGGGCCAUGCACAAACAGGCCAAGCCACAUUCAGUCCAUGGGCCAUAGAUUGCUGACCUCUGGAAAUGACCACAUUCAGUCCAUGGGCCAUAGAUUGCUGACCUCUGGAAAUGAUACUAAAACUGGCUGGCUCAAACAGCAGCCUGCUCUGUCAUGUACAUAUAUGUCUGGGAUCUAUUCCCUCAAGUUUUGUGGCUGGCCUGAAAAGAAAAACUUGGCAUUUAGUUACCUGUUUUAAAGAUUGUGUGAAAUGGAUUCUGACCAUAGUUUCUUUAAAAAAAAAAACACACGAUGUGGCAAGCAGAUACCCUAUUUUCAUGCUGUAUUAUAGUGAAGAGAUUUUUUUUUCUUUCCUUUCUAAAGGUUGAAGAACUGAUUUUAAUUUUUCACAAUUGAGAAAAAAUUUUUAACAAUCCAAUAGAUUUCUACAGCAUCUAGAAAUACCUGAGGAAAACAAUAUUUAUAGCUAUUAACUGGGCACUGUAGAGUAUCCCAAAUAUAUCAGUAUUUAGAGUUCUAUAUUUUAAAGAUCUAUGUUCAUUUAUUUUCUGAAUUGCUUUCAUAAAUGUUUUCCCUGUGAUAGCAGUUGACUUUUGAAGCAUUGUUCUAAUAUUUAUGGUUUUGCCUUUUGGACUUUGUUUUGAUAUAGAUCCUCUAUUUGCCUUCCCCAUAGUUGAGGUUUUUCACUCUUGUCUGAUUUGUUACUCAGAUACAAAAAGUGUGCAGGCUUGUUUCACUAUGACUCAUAAUGACAUUGUGGUUAUUCCAGUUGUUAGUUUGCUGCUGGAGGCUGCUGUUUCCAGAUAAAUAUUGUCAUAACUGAACUUAUUUUUUUAAGAAAAUCAAUUAUAUAAAUCUAAGGAUGGGAUCUUUUAAUUUCUCGGUUGUUCAGACUAAAAGAAUCCAAGAAGUUUUUGCUCACAUUUUCACAAAACAUUGUCAAUAAAGUGCAGUAAUUUAGUUACAGUUGAGAGUUCAUGGAAUGGUAAAAAUUCUGAUCAAAAGAGGUCAGUGAAUUAACAACAGUUUUCUCAAAAACUUA
This is a messenger RNA of Leopardus geoffroyi (Geoffroy's cat), 5093 nucleotides long. It is a transcript of the gene DNAJC10, whose product is annotated as DnaJ heat shock protein family (Hsp40) member C10. Bases 1381 to 3765 code for a protein of 794 amino acids. Lineage: Eukaryota; Metazoa; Chordata; Mammalia; Carnivora; Felidae. Gene Ontology annotation, biological process: protein folding in endoplasmic reticulum. The record is from RefSeq and is a predicted model, not a curated record. The transcript has 23 exons. Gene Ontology annotation, cellular component: endoplasmic reticulum. Gene Ontology annotation, molecular function: disulfide oxidoreductase activity.